AUGAAGGGAUCAGAUAUGGAGUCGAAGUUGAUGGUAGCUCAGCUGGAUCAGAGGUCUAACAGCUUUUUCAAGCCUUUGCUCGGGAAAAAGGACUUGCGGAAAUCCUUUGCCGGCUGGGGAAGAGCUGCAAGGAAAACAAACACUAUGCAGCAACAGCCACCACCACAAUCGCCACCACCACCGGUACCUCCACUUGUUGUACAAGAUUUUCAAGCUAAGGACCGAGCCAUUACACUCACAAGGGAGUUUAAAAAGAUGAAACCGCCAUUGUUUAAUGGAGGAAUAGAACCAAUGAAAGCUGAGGCAUGGGUGUUGGGAAUAGAAAAGUUGUUCGAAGUUUUCCCUUGUACUGAAGCCCAAAAGGUGCAACUUGCUGCCUUCACUCUCGAAGAUGAGGCACAGAGGUGGUGGAUGCUCCCGGGAGUAACAUGGGACAGAUUCUUGGAGCUGUUUUAUGAUAAGUACUUUCCUCAAAGUAUACGAGAUAAGAAGGUGACAGAAUUUGAAACUCUCAGACAAGGGAACAAGACUAUAGCAGAGUAUGAAGCUCAAUUUGCGGAAUUGGCUCGGUUUGCACCUCAUAUGUUACCUACCUAUGUCGAUGUGUUAGAAAGGGCUGUGAUAGCAGAGGGAAACCUUGCUGCUCAGAGUCAGAUUUCUGAAUGGAAGGGAAAGAGGCAGAAUAAUCAAUUAUCAAGGGGGUCAUCUGCUCCACCUAACAAGAAACAGAAUUCAGGGACUUCAAAUACUUCUACCCCUAGUCAGGAUUCAAUUCCUAUUUGUUCAGAAUGUGAAAAGAAGCAUCGUGGAACGUGCUAUCGGAAGUCUGGAGCUUGUUUUAGGUAUGGCAAAACGGGUCAUUUGAUAAGGGAUUGCCCUCAGAGGAACCAACAAAAUGGCAAUAGGGCUGCUACCAGUUCAGCGGGGUCUACACCAGCUCCCAAUACUAAGCCAACUGCCAAAUCUACUAACAACAAAGACACUGCAAGACAAGGCAGGGUGUUUGCAUUGGUCCUGGGAGAUGUGCAAAAUGCGGCAACGGUGGUGUCAGGUACAUUUAUUGUUUAUGGUCAUUCUGCUCAUGUGCUAUUUGAUUCUGGCUCUACCCAUUCCUUUGUGUCAAAAUUAUUUGCGCCAAAUUUAGAUAAAUCUGAGAAAAAAUUGUCUUAUAUAUUAUGUGUGUCUUCACCUUUGGGAGACCCUAUGAUCUGUACUUCUGUAUACUUUGCUUGUGAACUCCUACUGGGAGACGUCCGGGUAUUUGCCAAUCUGUUACCCCUCAACAUGACUUAUUUCGAUAUUGUGCUGGGAAUGGAUUGGUUGAGUGAACAUGGUGCAACUAUAGACUCAAAGGCUUGUAAACUCAUUCGGAAAGGGUGCCAAGGGUAUUUAUGUAGUAUUUUGGAAGGGCAGGUGAUGGGCGGAAGUACCGACAUGAUUCCAGUUGUCUGUGAAUUUCCAGAUGUUUUUCCGGAAGAAUUACCAGGGGAGUUAGUGAACCGUGAAAUUGAAUUUACCAUUGAAGUGAUACCGGGAACCUAA
Camellia sinensis is the source of this 1542-nucleotide messenger RNA. The record is from RefSeq and is a predicted model, not a curated record. Lineage: Eukaryota; Viridiplantae; Streptophyta; Magnoliopsida; Ericales; Theaceae.